This is a messenger RNA of Sphenostylis stenocarpa, 684 nucleotides long. The record is from the annotation of a GenBank genome assembly. NCBI's taxonomy places the organism in Eukaryota, Viridiplantae, Streptophyta, Magnoliopsida, Fabales, Fabaceae.
AUGGCGUGCGCGAGCAUGCUUCGUUCCGCCACUCUCAAAGAGCCCAUUCUACUCCGUCCUUUCAAUUUCAAUUUUCGUAAUCACAUAACCUCACGCACCAAAUGUAACAACCUCACCACAAUUAGGUCUCGCCGCUUUCAUUAUCCUAAACUACCUCUCUCUUCCUCUCUCAAUCAAACACCGUCGUCUAACCACCCUGAAGAUCCCACUCAGGACACUGUUUUGAAGUCCAUUUCAGAGGUUUCCAAGGCCGAAGGAAGGGUUGGCCAAACGACAAACGUGGUUAAUGGGAGCACUGUUGUGGAUGAAUCUAACAAUGAGUGGUUGACUUUGGACCAGAAGGUGAACUCGUACCCAACUGUUCGAGGAUUUACUGCAAUUGGUACUGGAGGUGAGGAUUUUGUGCAAGCCAUGCUUGUUGCUGUGGAAUCUGUAAUCCAACAACCAAUUCCUCAGGUGGACUUAAUUAGAUUGCAGUUUUCAAUGAAGAUAACGAGGACAGAAUGGCCAUGGGAUUUUGAUGAUUUUCCUUGCUUUUCACAGAAAACUUACUAUGUGACAUGGAACAAAGUUGGCUCUCUUCUUUUGAAGCUGGUAAAAUCAAUAAGUAUGCCCUGGUUAACACUGAAGAAUGUUUCCAAUGAAAUUGGUAGUCACUCUAAUGAGAUCUAUGGACUUGUAUAA